AUGGAUGCACUCGAGGCUCCAGAGCUGCUUUUACUACCCCACCUGUCGGCCUUGACACCCAAGACUGGUUUUCUGAUUGGACUUGCUCUCGCUAUCACCGCAUACUGCUACUAUAGACACACACAACAUCCACUGUACAAGUUCCCAGGACCCCGAUCGGCCGCAUGGAGCAACGUGCUCUACUGUUACUACUACAUCCAAGGUCGACAGCCCUUCAAGUUGCUGGAGCUGCACAACCAAUAUGGAAGCGUUGUUCGGACGGCUCCAAACGAUCUCUCCUUUAACACGGCAGGUGCAUUUCGAGAUAUUUACAACUUCCGGCCGGGCCAUGAGACUUUUAUCAAGAGCGACUGGUAUGAUGGGGGCGUCUUUGCAGACAAAGCUCAUUCGAUCGUGAGCGAGCGUGAACCUGGCAAGCAUGGGCACAUGCGGAAGUAUCUCAGCCACGCCUUUUCGGACAAAUCGUUGAAAGCGCAAGAGCCACUCAUCGAUGAAGUUGUAAACGAGUUUGUCUCUCAGCUUGACGUGUUUGGUUCGAAAAAGGGUGGCAUCGACAUUGUUGUCUGGUUUAAUUUAGCCACUUUUGAUAUCAUUGGCUCCUUGGCAUUUGGAGAGUCUUUUGGGGGCGUCAAAUCAGGUGAGGUUCAUCCUUGGAUUUCGCGAAUCAUCACGGCGAUCGGGCAGAGUGCUUUGGCAGAUGCCUUCAAGCGGUUUCCAAAAUUCGCGACCACAUUCAAGUGGUUAUUCCCGAAAGCAAUUGAGAAGAUGCUGGAAGACACGGCAGGCCAUGAGAACUAUACCAUCUCACUGAUUGAUAAGAGGUUGAGCAAUCCAUCUACUCGCCCAGACUUCUUGACGCGCAUGCUGGAAAACAGACCAGAAGAUUUGACAGAUGUCCAGAUCGCGGCCCAUGCGUCUGACUUUGUCAUUGCUGGCAGCGAAACGACAGCGACAACAUUGAGCUGCAUCGUAUACUAUUUGACCAAGAACCCAUCAGUAUAUCAGAAAGCCACGCAGGAAAUCCGAGACAGGUUCGAAAGAUUCGAGGACAUCAACUCAACAGCAGCUUCGCAACUCAAAUAUCUUCAUGCAUUAGCUCUCGAGGCGAUGCGAAUCUAUCCACCUUUGCCGCUGGCCUUACCGCGAGUCGUUCCCAAAGGCGGAGAUACCAUCGACGGUCACUUCGUUGCAGAAGGGACAAUCGUUUCCGUCAAUCCUGUAGCAGCUUGUCUAUCUACAAAGAACUUUGAUGCGCCACUGGAGUUCAGACCAGAGCGGUGGCUCGAAAGUGAUUUGGUCGAUGAUCACGAGGCCUCGCAGCCUUUCUCGAUGGGACCUCGAGCAUGCCUCGGAAGGAAUUUGGCAUGGAUCGAGUUGAGUCUAAGUCGAUUGGUUAAGGGAUUCCAGAAUGGCGAUGCUGUGGAAGAAGCCAAAGCUAAUGAUCAAGACUACUCUGAGCCUGAGCCUGAGCCCUCACAAAAGCGGCAGCUCAAAUAG
Molecule: messenger RNA, 1497 nt
Organism: Penicillium roqueforti
Lineage: Eukaryota; Fungi; Ascomycota; Eurotiomycetes; Eurotiales; Aspergillaceae
Product: cytochrome P450
Exons: 7
Coding region: 1-1497 (498 amino acids)
Molecular function (GO): oxidoreductase activity, acting on paired donors, with incorporation or reduction of molecular oxygen; heme binding; iron ion binding
Source: RefSeq, a predicted model, not a curated record